This is a messenger RNA of Rotaria sp. Silwood1, 488 nucleotides long. The record is from the annotation of a GenBank genome assembly. Lineage: Eukaryota; Metazoa; Rotifera; Eurotatoria; Philodinida; Philodinidae.
AUGAAUAUGAUUCAUAAAAAACAAUACUUUAUUUUAUAUGUUUGCUUUUUUUUAAUUCAUUCAUAUUUAUCAUUAUGUAUAUCAUCAUCAAAACAAUGUGGAUGUUCACAUAUAAAACCUAUUUUUUCUGAAUCAAAAAUUGUUGGUGGUUAUACAGCUCGAAAUCAUUCAUGGCCAUGGAUUGUAAGUCUUCGUCGAUCAAAAACUAAUGAAUUAUCAACAAAUCCAGGUUCUCUUUUUUGUGGUGGAACUUUAAUUAAUAAUAAAUAUGUAUUAACAGCUGCUCAUUGUUUUAAUAAUGUUAGAUUAUCACAACUUUCAAAUUAUUUUGUUGUUAUUGGUGUUCUAUAUAAUAAUGAUACAAAUCCUAUUCGAUUUAAAAUCAAAUCUGUUAUUUUACAUAAUCAAUUUAAUCAAGAAACUUAUGAAAAUGAUAUUGCUCUAUUAGAAUUAACUAAUAAUGUUGAUUUCAAUGAUUCAAAUAUUGG